Messenger RNA from Melitaea cinxia (Glanville fritillary), 1767 nucleotides. RefSeq lists its product as uncharacterized. Bases 1 to 1767 code for a protein of 588 amino acids. The transcript has a single exon. The record is from RefSeq and is a predicted model, not a curated record. Lineage: Eukaryota; Metazoa; Arthropoda; Insecta; Lepidoptera; Nymphalidae.
AUGUCGUGUUCAAAAGAAAAACAUAAAUCAAUGGUUCCUCUUAAAACUUUGGAUAUUAUAUUUCGCCGUCGCUACGUGCCAAAUACUCAGCACUAUUUCUCUAAUAGAAAACAUGCUCUCAGAGAGGAAAAGGUUUUAACCAAAACUCGACCAUUCCGUAUACCUAAGUCUGAACAAUUACUUUCAUAUAUAAAAUAUAGCGAUCGUAAAGAAAAAUUAAUAAGCAAAAAUAGGUUAUAUCAGCCGCUACAUUUAAAAGACAAUCUUAGAAUAGCUGCUACUAGAGAUAUUUCAAAAAGACUUUUUGUUGAAGAACCAGUAGAUGACGUAAGAGCAGUCGUCGAAAUUCAUCCAGAAUUUUACACUGUUAUUGAAGGUCGGCCACUGCGAAGCUUUGAUGACAUAAAAGUCUAUGUUAAUAAUAUUAGAAACUAUGCCAUGAAUCAACAGCAAAUAGGGUACAGACGUGAUCUUAUUAAGAAAAUAGAACAAAAUAUAGUUGACGAAUCUAAAGAGUAUGACGAAAUUGUAUUUAAAUUGAAACAACAUAUUAAAGAUUUUCAAUUAUUCCUGACAGAGGAUUACAAAAUAUCCUGUGCUAAAGUUUCAAAAGCAGAAAAAGUAUAUGCCGAGUUGACUGCAAAAGGCUCUGAAUUUUUGGGCUACGUUUCUAAACUAACAAUUUUAAACAAUGUCUUGUUUAAACUUGAUGCUAUUCGAAGUAUUUUAAAGACUUAUAGAAGCUACUUAAUUUUUGUAGCUCCAUUGUCAUGGCGCCAAACAUACGAUGAGAAUUUGAAACAUACAUUAACUUCAAUACAAUUUUCGACGGGAGAAUUUGUUACCGAUAACGACUUAGUUGAGACCAUGGAUAUUGAUAAAAUGAUAGAACUAGCAAAAAAAGAAUUAAAAAAUCCAUAUCCACCUUAUUUAUACUUUAAGCGUCCACAACAAAUGAUUUCCUUAUUUAGAACGAUGGAAUUGCAAAGCCGAGAGUAUUUAAUACAUCUUUCUAAAACUGAUGUCCCUUACAGGCUUUUACAAGAUCGUAUAAAGCAACUAAAAAUAACAACUAAACAGGAACUUGAUUACUUUGAGUAUUACAUUGAUUUUAUAAAGAACGAAAUAGCUAGAGAGACCUACAAUGAGAAUCAUUUACAAGAAAAGUUUUUUAGAAUAUUAAAUACGACUUUUUACGAUAGUAUAGCUAGCCCUAGCACCCUUAAAUUGAAAAUUUGUAUUGAGUACGUAUAUGAACAAAUUUUCGGUAAAUGUGAGGAAGGUCAUCAGAACUUACAAGAUCCUAUGAAAAUUCUAGAAAUCAUGUACGAAGACUAUAAUUUACUUCUCGAUUCUUUAGAUUUUAAAAUAGUAAAACAAGCUCAACAUGAUUUCUUUACCCAAGACCUAAAAACAAUGAAAAAUGCUUAUUUAGCUCAACGUGAACUAAGAGCUUUCCGAGAAAUGACAACUGCCAUGAAUAAGGCAUUUUUACCACCUUGUAAAUAUAAGAGGCCUAUUCUUUCUAAAUUUUUAGAUAAAAAAAGUCGGAUGGCAUUAAUAGUUGCUGAAAAGCGAAAAUCGCUGCUCCAAAGCGGUGAACGUAUAAAGCCUAAACAAAUUAAAAUAACACCGGAGGAGCAAAAUGGAUUGUUAAUGUUUACAGAAUGGUGUGAAGGAAUGAAUCCAACACCAUAUUUAGCUGAAUACUACAAAUUUGUAAAGCCUGCUUUCGAGUGGGUGCCGCGAAAAUCUGUCUUGCCAUAA